GCUUCGGUAUUUACUGGAUGUGACAAGCAGAGAGAAGAGCUUUCAGCAGGGGCUCUCGCUGCCUGGCUCAAGUGGUGGGAGAGCUCCUUAGCCCGCAGCCUCUCUGACCAUCCAGUUGGCAAAGACCCGCAGGCCAUGAGGACUGGCCAGAGACAGUGACAGGACGAGAAAGGGUAGAUCCCUGAGCCCCGCAAUCUUAUUUCCUGCCCUGACGUCCCUGCAAACCAGCCCAAGUGUUAACCGUAAGCGGAUGCCUGUAUGGCUGCCUUACUGAUGCCACGCAGGAACAAAGGGAUGAGGACUCGACUGGGAUGCCUGUCUCACAAGUCAGACUCGUGUAGUGAUUUCACAGCUAUUCUUCCCGACAAACCCAACCGUGCUCUCAAGAGACUAUCCACAGAAGAAGCUACGAGGUGGGCAGACUCCUUUGACGUGCUUCUCUCCCACAAGUAUGGGGUGGCUGCCUUCCGCGCCUUCUUGAAGACGGAGUUCAGCGAGGAGAACCUGGAGUUCUGGUUGGCCUGUGAGGAGUUUAAGAAGACCAGGUCAACUGCAAAACUGGUCUCCAAGGCCCAUAGGAUCUUUGAGGAGUUUGUGGAUGUGCAGGCCCCACGGGAGGUGAACAUCGACUUUCAGACCCGAGAAGCCACGAGGAAGAACAUGCAGGAGCCAUCCCUGACUUGCUUUGACCAAGCCCAGGGAAAAGUACAUAGCCUCAUGGAAAAAGACUCUUACCCCAGGUUCCUGAGGUCCAAAAUGUACUUAGAUUUGCUGUCCCAAAGCCAGAGGAGGCUCAGCUAGACCUCAGAUGGGGACUUUUGGAAAUCACUGGCUUUCCCCUCCCUUUGCUGCCAAGACCAUACUCUAAUGUGAAAUGUUAUAGGUGUUUAAAAGCGGUGGUAUUCAGGGUGGGAGGCUAGGGGUGAGGAGAGAAGAGAGGGCCGUGCCAAAGUAUGGCUCAGCUGCCGGGACUCGGACUCUAUUUCAUGUACCCGUGUCUGUGUUUUGGUUAGUGGUAGCACCUUGCAGCUGUUACCUUUCUCUGGGUCAGCCACUUGCCCUUCAUAAUGCCUUGGGCCAUCUCCGCUGAGAAGGCAGAUUCGCUGUGCUAGGCUAACCUGUAAAUAAUGCAAAUGCAAUUUGCACACCCACCACACCCUCCUCCGUUAGGAUUCCUGACUCUCCACUUGUCUUAUACUCCUUGAAGGAAUAGCUGGAUGGCAGGCUCACAUUUGUGAUUUGCUGUUAUAGUGUAAUGGCCAUUCCCAUGUGCUAGGACCUCACAGCUUAGGAGAGAGGCCUCUGUGGAGUCCCAGGUUUCCAGUGCUGUCAUUGACUGGUGGCACCUGGGAGAGAGGAUGGACUCUAUGAGUGGGCUGUUUCUCCCAUUUCCACUGGACCAGUGUGAAAAGCUGUGCCCAUCUUAGCCUA
Otolemur garnettii (small-eared galago) is the source of this 1431-nucleotide messenger RNA. It is a transcript of the gene RGS8, whose product is annotated as regulator of G protein signaling 8. NCBI's taxonomy places the organism in Eukaryota, Metazoa, Chordata, Mammalia, Primates, Galagidae. The record is from RefSeq and is a predicted model, not a curated record. The transcript has 7 exons. The coding region runs from base 259 to 801 and encodes 180 amino acids.